Lates calcarifer (barramundi perch) is the source of this 3185-nucleotide messenger RNA. Its product is annotated as SLAIN motif-containing protein 1. Gene Ontology annotation, cellular component: microtubule plus-end. The coding region runs from base 230 to 2164 and encodes 644 amino acids. Lineage: Eukaryota; Metazoa; Chordata; Actinopteri; Centropomidae. Gene Ontology annotation, biological process: microtubule nucleation; cytoplasmic microtubule organization; positive regulation of microtubule polymerization. The transcript has 10 exons. The record is from RefSeq and is a predicted model, not a curated record.
GUGGGUGUGUGUGUUGGAGGGGUGGAGCCACUGGGUGAUCGUCCAGACAGGCGUACUAGACAGAUUACUACAGCCACCGAAUACAGAAAACAGUCUGAAGGCAAACGGGUGAAGCUGGGAGCGCCGCAGCCUCAGCAGCUUGGCAGCUACCUGGCCUCCUUUUCGGAUCCAACCUGGAGGUGGGGCAGCGGCUCAUACAACGUGAUUUUUUUGUGUGCGUUCUGGUCCAAUGGAGGCAGCGGUGCUGAACCCCGCGGUCAUGACGGAGGUGGACUGCAACAGCAACACCCUGAACGCCGAGUUGGAGGUGAAGAAGCUGCAGGAGCUGGUCCGGAAGCUGGAGCGGCAGAACGAGCAGCUGCGGACCCGGGCGAGCGGCUGCUCAGGCGGGCCGCAUAUGCUGCCUCCAUCCCCGGCGUGCGUGCUCGGCAACACCGGUGGAUACUGCCUGCCCAGCCCGCUGCCCACCCUGCUCUGUCAGUCGUCCUUGGGGUCAUUCACGCCCCCGGAGGAGCCUUUCGACUAUUUCCACCCGCACACCCCCGGGGAUGGAGCGGCUGCUGCGGGGGAGGCGGAGGACGGAUCGGAACCGUCGGUUCUGGAUGAGCUGGAGCUUUUGGACUUGGACUCUCUGUGCUGCUCGGAUGAGUCUGAUGAAACAUGGUUGUAUGUAUCAUCAAAGGCCACAGAGUUCACAGAUAACUCCCUCACACCUGUGCAGUGGUGCCGGCAGGUCCUGGACUCUCCCAAAUCAGAGGUGGAGGCCGCCAGGCGAUCACUGUCCCUCCGACUGGAGCAAGGUACAGUCUCCAGGUGGCGUAGCUCCAUGUCCAGCCCCUCUCCCUCCUCCUCCCCUGGCCCUCCUCUGAGUCGAGUUGCCGGAGUGUCUCCCAUCAGUGCUUCCCCCUCAGUCAAACCCUGCUCCACUCCCCAGUCAUCUGAAAGACACGUUCCAUCCCUCUCCUCCCCGAUCCACCCAGUCCUUCAUCGGACGCUGAGUCCCGUAGGGAAGGAGCUCUCCCCUGUGGCCGAGAGAGCUCCAACGUUCCUCCCUCACCCACCCAACCGAAGCCGCAGCCUCAGACGCUCAGCCCUCAGCCCACAGUCAUCCAUGGACAGCGACCUUGGUGCUUCAGAGGCGGAGGACGACUCCAUCACUCUGGGAUACAAACUACAAGACCUCACUGACGUCCAGGUUAUGGCCCGGCUGCAGGAGGAGAGUCUAAGGCAGGACUACGCCAGCACGUCGUCCAUCCUGGCCAACCGCCGCAGCCAGAGCUUCAGCUUCCAGCUCAGUCAGCUCAGCGCCGGCCCCGACCUGGAGGAGGAAGACGAGGAGGACGACGAAGACUACGGCCUCCUGCCCCCGCCGCAGCCGCGCCUCACCCGCCUGCCGCACUCCCACACUUUCUCCAGCAUCCGCGACUGGCGAAGAAGCACCAGUUCCCUGUCCACCCCUCCUUCCACCCCCUCCACCCCUCCGUACCCUUCCGCUGGGUUCGCCUUUCAACCUCAGCCCCUAACCCAGCCACAGGGACUGGGACUGGGCAGCUUCUGCGCAUCCGAGCAGCAGGGCUUCAGACCAGGAUCAGGCGAAUUUGAGAAUAAGCUGCGGAGGAGCUUGCCUAACCUUGUCAGAGCUCCCAGCAUGCCCAGUGUGCCCAUUCCAACCAAUCCUAGUGCUUCCCCUUCUUUGCUUCGUAACAGCCAGAGUUUUGAUUCAUCCAGUGGGCUGGCUCGCCUGCAGUCCUCCAUCCCCUCACCAGGCCAACUUCAAAACAGGGUCCAGAGCGUUGGAAAUUUCUCCUCCUUGUCACGGCAACCACUGAAGGCCACCGCCUACGUCAGUCCUACCAUCAAGGGCUCAGCCUCCAUGCCGACCUCCACCAGCCUGCAGUCUCUGAACAGCAGCAGUGGGAGUAACGGCGGGGUCGGCAGUGGGAUCCCUCUUCUCAGCAAACCUCCCAGUGGAGGGGGGACACCCGCUUCCGCCCCGAGCACUCCCCGCAGCAGCCUGCCUCGCCCCGCCUCCUUUGUGGGCACCACAAGCUCCACCCCCCGCAACAAGGUGGCCCAACCAGUGCGAAGUUUACUGACACCUCCAAAGAGCUUGUCCACCCUCAGUGCCCUUCGUGACAGCACCUGGAGAGAUGGCUGCUACUGACGAGCAGAGGAACCGGUGCAGUAGUGCAGUGGCACCCCGCUGGCUGGGGUAACUCACUACACCUCAACGUCACAUCUUUCAUAGGGGGAUAUUGAAUGGGUUUGACCAAAAAGUAACCUUAGAUCUGAGAGAUGCUGCAUAGAAUAGGUAGAUAUUACCACAGUUGAGGGUCUGAUCUGAUCUCUGACUGAUCUCUCAUGUCAUCCAUUCAAUCCUAUGCAGAAGCUUCACACAUAGGCUGAGUGUGGUCCGUGCCAAGGGGGAGUUGGUUCCUAGUUGCUCUGUUGCUCUUGUGCAAUAAACCACUGGCUGUAGGGUAUCCGUCAUACUAACCUGCUAAAGAGGGCUGCCAGUUUUUAUGAAAUGAGCCUCACGAUACUGUAUGUAUUUAUAUAUUUAUUUUAGGUAAAAAAUUUUGGACUAAUCAGGUGUUUUUUCCCUCUGGCAACAAGCGCCAUUAAUGCUGCUAAAAUGUAAUCAGUCCCUCUUAGUUUGGGCACAUUUGGUGUAAUUUUUACAAGUAAGACAUUAAAGUAUGUAUUCGUGUACAAAGCUAACUAUUAAGUGUGCAUACAUAUAUAUAUUGAUGCAAUAUGACUGAUUUUUAAAUGUGAAUCUUGACCAAAAUGAAAAUGUCUGAAUGUGUUUACAAAAUUGUCACCAUCACAAAACUUUGUGCAUACUAACACUUUCAAAUUGUUUAACAACCUAUAAGGGAAACUGUUCUUGUUGCACUUUGUAUACAUUUCUGAAUUUACUGCUAUUUUUAUGUUGUUUACCAAUGUUUGCACUUCUUUUAAGUUGGAUUCUCUGGAUUUAGGGGGGAAAAAAGUUAAUUCAAUGUCUUUGGGAGAUUUCACAGUUAACCACGGCAUAAUGUAGCACAUUUUCUCUGUAAUAUUUGUCUUGGGGUUUUAAAUGACCGUUAACAUGGCACAUCUCACAAACUGUGACACUUUUGUUGCUGUGAUGGACUGAAUGAGUGAAGCAUUUUAAUAAAAUACACUGUUUUCCCUUUAAA